This is a messenger RNA of Populus euphratica (Euphrates poplar), 1409 nucleotides long. RefSeq names its product myb-related protein B-like. Bases 171 to 1382 code for a protein of 403 amino acids. The transcript is spliced from 4 exons. Lineage: Eukaryota; Viridiplantae; Streptophyta; Magnoliopsida; Malpighiales; Salicaceae. The record is from RefSeq and is a predicted model, not a curated record.
UUCCGUAUACAACAAAGGCUUUGGAAAAAAGACGAGCCUAUUCAAAUCAGUUCUCUCCCUUUACUGGAAAAGAAACGAUCAAACAAGUCUCCUUCUCCAACUUUCAACAGGAGGAACUAACGCAGGAAGUGAUCAGUUGCUCGUCAGGAAAGCCUGAAGGGUGAGUAGACAUGGGAAGAGCACCAUGCUGUGAGAAAGUAGGGCUAAAGAAAGGGAGAUGGACAGCUGAAGAGGAUGAAGCCUUAACCAAAUACAUUCUAGCCAACGGUGAAGGCUCGUGGAAAUCACUACCUAAAAAUGCAGGGUUAUUAAGGUGUGGUAAGAGUUGUAGACUAAGAUGGAUUAACUACUUAAGAGCUGACUUGAAGAGAGGGAACAUAACCAAAGAAGAGGAAGAUACCAUUGUUAAGUUGCAUACUGCUUUGGGUAACAGAUGGUCUUUGAUUGCUGCUCAAUUACCAGGACGAACAGACAAUGAGAUAAAGAACUACUGGAAUUCUCAUUUAAGCAGAAAAAUUUACAGCUUCAAUCGGUAUAAAAAUGAUGAUUCUUUACCAAGCAUCAUGGAUAUCACAGAUGUAGCAGCUGGGCCAUACAAGGGUAGACGUGGUAGAACAAGCCGGUCAUCCAUGAAAAAGCACAACGCCACAUUAAUGACAUUAGGUAAGCCUAAGAGUCCUAAAGCCAUAGCUCAUGAGGUAACUGAACCAGCGAGCAAAGAAACAGCAGCGAUCUCACCCAAAGGUACAAACAGCCCAAUAAAGAGUUCGGCCGCUGAAGGUCCACAGAAGGAACCAGAAAAUAGAAGGAAUCAUGGUGUGCAAGUCCAAGAAUCUUGCAUAGACAUUGCUAAAAGAAUUGAUGCAGCUGGAAUAUCUCAUUGCCCUAUUAAUGACGAGAAAGAGACUGAAACUUUAGGACCAUAUGAAUGGCUAGACAGUGAAAUACAGCGCCUUGAAUAUGCACUGCAAGGUCAAGUUGCAGAUCCUUAUGGAAAUAAUACAGUUGUGACAUUAGAGACAGACAAUGAGGCACCGUGUAUGAGCAAGGAGAGAGAAAAUCGUAGUGGGGUAAUGGGACCAAAAAGGGUGGCCGUCCAUUACCUGAAAAAACAAAGCAACAGCAGCAAUGGUUGUAGCUCAAAUGAAGAGAGUAACGGGGAAUGGUACAAUAGCUUUUCACCUAUGAAUUCUAGGUUUGAUGAGGAAUGGCUUGAUUGGGACUGGACAGCAGUUGGGGAUCUUGGUGGGUGGGGAUUGUUACAAUAUGAAGAGGACAACUUGUUGACUAACGUUUCUGGAAAUGACAAUCGAGAAGGAGUAGAUUUAAGAUCGAUUUUAUGGCCAGCUAAUUAUGUUUCAAUGUUUUGCAAGUUUUCGUGAAGGUUUCCACCAUAAUGUUCCUAUAUA